Necator americanus (New World hookworm) is the source of this 687-nucleotide messenger RNA. RefSeq lists its product as uncharacterized. The transcript has 3 exons. The record is from RefSeq and is a predicted model, not a curated record. Lineage: Eukaryota; Metazoa; Nematoda; Chromadorea; Rhabditida; Ancylostomatidae. Bases 1 to 687 code for a protein of 228 amino acids.
AUGCCGCUCUGUCUCACCUUUAUCGACUUGAAGAAGGCCUUCGGCUCAGUUAAGACGGAGGCGGUCGUGCAAGCCUUGGACAAACAAGGCAUCCCUACUCAGUACAUAAAGACCGCACUAUCCAAACUUUCGCGAUAUCUUCACACUCCCGCUGCUGCAUUGCAGGAAACACGCAACAGGAAUUGCCAAUCAUCAGCAUUGUCAAUUACGUUGUCUACUGCGGCGAUGCUGAUGAAAGGAAAGGAGGAGGCUGCUCAAUUGCUGUUAGGAGCGGGUGCAACAGUUUGGUGGAGGAGUUCGGAUCUACGUCGUAAAGGUCAUGGAGCCCCUGGAAGAUAUGUAUGCUUGACCAACAAAAUGAAAAGAGGAGGAAUUGCCGCAGUUGGAACACAAGGUAGAUGUACCAUACCGUUCGAAAUGGAAACUGGAUUGAGACAAAGGGCUGUGGCGAGACCCUUUCUGUUAAACCUUGCCGUCGAUGACAUAAUGCGAGGAACAGUUGGACAGUGUUCUGCCGAUGCCGUUUUAGCACCGUCUGGACGUCCUUUGGUGGAUCUCGAGUCCGCCAACGUUGUAGCAGUAUCUUCUUCAAGUAGCGCAAAGUUGCAGCGUGUUGUUGACCUCGUAUCAAAAUUUACUACAACUUGCGGAAGGCAACUCCUCCCUGACGAAUGCAAGCAGACGUGA